AUGAAAUAUGUCCAAUUUUCUGUGCCUGGUCCAAUUGUCAGUUGGGCACUGGAACGAUCCAGUUUACUACUGGAAUUAACUGGCCCAAUGGAGUGGACUGGCCCAGGGUUAUUGCAAAACUAUCAUCGACAUAAAUUGAAUUCGGUUUAUGCUAAACAUCACAAGACGAAUCUGUUUUAUGCUAAACUUGGCAUAAAACAAGCUUAUCGGAUUGAAGUAUAG
This is a messenger RNA of Dentiscutata erythropus, 222 nucleotides long. The record is from the annotation of a GenBank genome assembly. Lineage: Eukaryota; Fungi; Glomeromycota; Glomeromycetes; Diversisporales; Gigasporaceae.